This is a messenger RNA of Chrysoperla carnea, 780 nucleotides long. It is a transcript of the gene sqh, whose product is annotated as myosin regulatory light chain sqh. The coding region runs from base 129 to 653 and encodes 174 amino acids. Gene Ontology annotation, cellular component: cytoplasm; myosin II complex. The record is from RefSeq and is a predicted model, not a curated record. NCBI's taxonomy places the organism in Eukaryota, Metazoa, Arthropoda, Insecta, Neuroptera, Chrysopidae. The transcript is spliced from 3 exons. Gene Ontology annotation, molecular function: myosin heavy chain binding; calcium ion binding. Gene Ontology annotation, biological process: post-embryonic development; locomotion.
GUAAUUAGUACUUACAUAUUUGAUAUUUCUACGUGAGUCAUACAAUUUUUUAAUAUUUUUUAACUGCUAAUUAGGUGUGUGUUGUUUAGUUUUCAAUUUUUCAUUAAAUUAUUUAAAAAAAAGACACAAUGUCGUCAAGAAAAACAGCUGGCCGUCGUACUACUGCUAAAAAACGAGCACAGAGAGCAACUUCCAAUGUUUUCGCUAUGUUUGAUCAAGCUCAAAUUGCUGAAUUCAAAGAAGCCUUCAACAUGAUUGAUCAAAAUCACGAUGGUUUCGUUUGUAAAGAAGAUUUACAUGAUAUGUUAGCUUCUCUAGGUAAAAAUCCAACAGAUGAUUAUUUAGAAGCAAUGAUGGGUGAAGCACCGGGACCAAUAAACUUUACAAUGUUCUUAACACUAUUUGGAGAACGUUUGCAAGGUACGGAUCCUGAGGAUGUUAUUAAAAAUGCAUUUGGUUGUUUCGACGAAGAGAACAGUGGAAAUUUAAAUGAAGAACGUCUUCGUGAGUUAUUAACAUCGAUGGGAGAUCGAUUCACCGAUGAAGAAGUUGAUGAAAUGUAUCGGGAAGCACCAAUCAAAAGUGGUAUGUUCGAUUAUAUUGAAUUUACUCGUAUUUUGAAGCACGGCGCUAAGGAAAAAGAUGAACAAUAAAUCGAAUCAGAAGUAUUACCUACCUACCUACCUGGCAUAGGGUUAUUGUUAUUCAAGGGGAUAACAGAUACAAGUUACAUUUAUUGAAAAUAUUUGCAUUUAUAUUAAUUAAUCCAUUUUUUAUGUA